Enterobius vermicularis (human pinworm) is the source of this 4104-nucleotide messenger RNA. The record is from the annotation of a GenBank genome assembly. NCBI's taxonomy places the organism in Eukaryota, Metazoa, Nematoda, Chromadorea, Rhabditida, Oxyuridae.
AUGAUUGAUUAUGCGGUCUAUAUAGCUGUCUAUAAAAGCGGCAUGUGGAAGGAGGCAGUUGCUGGCGCGUUUGUUGUUGCAUCAGCGCUGCCAUCAAUGGUCGAUGCUAGUCGUGCGGCGGAGAUAUUCUCGCUCCUCGAAAAUGGGGAACUUCAAGUCGAGGAUAUACAGUUUCCCGAUGCGGGAGUAAUUCGGAACGGGAAUGGAGAAAAUUUAAUUAUGGUAGCAGCGCGUGUUGGUCAGCCGGAAAUUGUUAGCUACUUACUACCGACUUGUUCUGAUAUCGAUGAUACGGAUAGCGAUGGGUGGACUGCUUUGCUGAACGCAGCACAUAUGGGUUAUUUUGACAUUGUUUCUGCCUUACUUCACGCCGGUGCCGCGGUUGAUUUUCCAGAUUUGAUGGGUUGGAGUCCCCUGAUGUGGGCCGUUUAUAAGAACCAUUUGGACUGCGUUGAGGUUCUACUAUCUCACAAAGCGCACGUUAAUAUAAUUGAUGAAGAAGACGGGUUAACGCCGUUGAUUAUAGCUUGCGCGAGAGGUUUUUCAGAAAUUGUCAAGCAAUUACUACAGCACGGAGCACAGGUAAAUUCUUGCGAUAAAUUUGGUAGUACUGCAUUAAUUUGGGCCGCUCGUAAAGGUUAUGUUAGUAUAGUCGAGAUGCUACUAAAUGCAGGAGCGGAAAUCGAUGCUAUAGGAAUGUAUUCCUCUACCGCCUUGAUUCUGGCAACCCGAGGCAAUUAUGUUAACAUCGUAGAAUUACUUCUUGCAAGAGAGCCGAACGUAAACGUUACUGAACAGAAUGGGAUGUCUGCGUUGGCUAUCGCUGCGCGAGAAGGUUAUGCUGAGAUUGUCGAAAUGCUUAUUUUUGCCGGGGCGUACGUUAAUGUUAUCGAUAAGUUUGGUAAUUCGAUUCUGGCCGGAGCGGUGCGAUCUGGAAAUUUAAAUCUUGUGCGAAUGCUCUUGGACAAGCAUGCAGAUGUAAAUGUUAAGGACCAGGAAAGUCGAACUCCUUUGCACUUAGCUAUCGACAAGUCUUAUACCGAUAUGGUCUUGGCUAUAUUAGAGAAGAAACCCAACUUGGAAUUAAAAAACAAGGAUGGAGACACGGCUUUACUGCGAGCAGUGAAAAACAGGAAUGUUGCACUUUGUCAGCUGUUGGUUAGUGCAGGAGCCAAGAUUUCUGCGACUGAUAACGCUGGCGAUAAUCCGCUCCAUCUCGCUUUGAAAGCUAGAUCACGCAGGAUGACUCAAAGUCUUCUUUCUAACCCUUCAGAUUCUCGGCUUUUAUAUAGACCGAACCGAAAUGGUCAAACUCCGUACUUCAUCGACCAGUGUUAUCCUCAGCCGCUUCUACCACUAAUAUUUGGUCCUGUUGAGUCUGAUGGUCAGGGAGAUGCAAUGCUUGGGUUCAAUAUAUACAGUAAUGUUCUGGCGGAUAUUGCUUGUGAACCCAGUCUGACGAUGCCGUUGACAGUAGGUCUCUAUGCGAAGUGGGGUUCUGGAAAGUCAAUACUUCUUGGGAAGUUAAAGGAUUCUAUGUCUGCGUUUUCUAGAAGCUGGCUGGAUGGUGUACAGCUUUCUUGGUCUUGGUCACUUGUAUUUUCCUUGGCAGUGGUUAUUGCUGUGUUAACACUGACAUGUGUAUCUGCUGUUGCAGUACUUAGAGAACUUCGUUGGGUUAUUCUUGUCGCAUCGUUAGGCGGGGUUCUCUUCCUUGGAUUAAUUGCAGUAUACGGUAUGCUUAUGUUAGCAAUCGUUUAUUAUGGUAGUGAAGUGAAAGCAUGGAAUAGAUCAGUAUCAACCGGCAGAAACAUCGCUAAGAUUUUGGCAAAGAUCCGGUUAUUUUUAAGUGUCGUUCUUCUUGAAGCACCUGCUCGUUCUGAGAAAGACCUACUUAUGCUUCCAGUCAGCUUUUUGUUUGCCGACUAUCAUCGUUUAUCGUCAAUUGGUGGUGAACACGCUAUCGCCAAAAUCAUCACGACUCUAUUUGAAGCAGCAGAAAAUUAUUUUGGAAGUUUUACAGUACGCGUGGCAUGCGCACUCAAAACUCCCAUUUCCCGUCGGACUCGUUCUCGUUACCUUUAUAGUGCUCUAUCAUUUCUCAGCUUUUGUGUGUUAUUCUCUGUUUACCCCGUCUACAUCUUCAUCUUCUAUGGAUUUUUUAAUACUUCAAAGAAAAGAGUUGAUUUUGCCAUUAGAAGAGUGAACGAAUUGCGAUUUGAAGGCUUUUUGCAGAAAUUGCAACAUGAGGUGAAUGUUAUUACGGAAACAGUUAGUGCUUUGGACGCCUUCACUUGCAGUCAAACGAGGCUAGUUAUUUUUGUAGACGGGCUUGACAACUGCGAACAGGAAAGGAUGGUACAGACUUUGGACGCAUUGGAGCUUCUGUUCACUACUCGUGCGAAUCGUCCGUUCAUUGUUACAAUCGCUGUAGAUCCUCACAUUAUAAUCUCUGCUAUUACUAACAACUUACAUACUGCAUUAGCGGGAACAGAACUAACUGGUCACGACUAUUUGAAGAAAACUGUUCGCUUUGAAGCUCCUGAUUUUUUUCAGAAUAUUGUAAAUAUGCCAUUCUAUCUUCACAAUUCAGCUUUACGGCAGCUGCAGGCCAAUUUACGUGAGAAACGGGAAAGUUUAGGCGCCUGGAAAGCACGCUUCCAACGUCAAGAUACCUUCCAUGGCUCUUUUAUAUCACUAAAAGAAGGCGAUGCCAAAGCUGGAAGGAGAGGCGCCGCUCUUGUCGGCACAAAAGGACUGAGUCAAUCACUAAUGACAGAUGAUUAUUUUUCAAACAUGAAUCCACGUGCUAUGAAAAGGAUUGUUAAUGCGCUUACUCUUACGGGCAGGUUAAUGAGAGCGUUUGAAAUUGAGUUUUCUUGGGUAAUGUUGGGUUACUGGGUCAGUCUGAUCGAACAGUGGCCUUCCAGGAUGUGCUGGUUGAUUGAUCGUGCAGGCGAUAUCUCGCAGGAACAUUUAUCACUUGCACAGGUCUAUCACCAGCUCAAAGACAAGAUUCCAAAGAAAGAUCCUCUUAUUGAUUUGGAUCGUAACCCUGAUAACUUUGAGCCCUUUUUGGAGCAAGCAUCACUACCUGGGCCAGAUCAACUUACAGUGGGACAUGUCCGUCGUUUUCUUCCAUGCACUUCAAAUCUUGAUCCUUACCUGAGAAAGUUGAUUAGAGAAAGACGUUUGGAGGUUGAAGGUCCAUUAAUUUCGGAUGAAGAAGCCAUUUCUUUCAGUCAUACCCCUAAAAGUGGUCCAUUAAAAUACAUUUUUAAGGAUGAGAACGUGUGGGAGACGAUCAGACAACCCUUAAUAGAAAUGAGGAUUGAUGAAGUAAUCAGACUGGUGAAACUUUUGGACAUUUCGGCUGAUAGACUGGAAAUGAUUGUUCAGAAGAUUCGGACGUUAAAUCUUAAUGGACUUGUGCUUGCAACCUGCGAUUUUAGCGAAUUGCAGCAAACAGUGAAACUGACUCUAGGCGACUGGACGUUGUUCAAGAUAUUAGUUGAAGGUUUGAGAAGCUGGAAACCUCCAAAGAUCGAAAACUCCCAUUUGCCCUCUUCGGUCGUAGCUCGCACGACGUCACUAGCUUCAAUCCAAGAGAAGGAUAAUUUGAUCCCAGUGUCUGAAUUGGAAGCUGACCAUAAGUGGUUAAUGGAUAGCCUCUCUGGUAUGGAUAACAUAGAAACUGAAGGUGACAUAGAGGCUUUUUCUGGCUCUCAAUCUGUUCACUUUGAUGACAAUGGAAUAGCUACCGACGCAGACAGCACAGAAAGUAUGUGUGGCUCCAGAGAAAAUCUUCUUGAAUCGCCGUCCACGAACCUCCUACAGACUCAAUUAUCACCACGCUCCCGAAUGAACAGGCAUUCAAAGUCAGUUGAUGAAAGGAAAAGAUACACGAGGGAAGAAAUGAUGCGAAAAAUGAGGACGGAUUCCAUACAUUCUGGUAAAAGUGGGAAAAGCAAUGGUGCUUUAAGUAGGAGCAGCCAUGGAACUGGUAUGACAGACAGCGAUGACAAUCAACUUACCGUAAGGAAGCGUACUUCAACAGAUGAAAAACUUUUGGCUAUGGAGAUAUUUGACAAGAAUCCUGUUUAA